GGUGCCGCCACCGUAGAGGACGGUCGCCAGGAUGUUGGCUUCCAGAGUGUUCAGCCUGGUCGGCAGGAGAUCCAUCUCCACCUCCCUGUGCCUCGGGGCACACGGACACGCGGGCGUGGUGAAGGCGGAGGAGUACACGCUGCCGGUGUACGCGGACCGGCGGGACGUGCCGCUGCCCGAGGUGGCGUUUGUCCGGGAGCUGUCGGCGCAGCAGCGCGCGCUCAAGGAGAAGGAGAAGGCGGCCUGGAGCGCCCUGUCCGUGGAGGAGAAAGUGGAACUGUAUCGGAUAAAAUUCAAUGAGACCUAUGCGGAGAUGAACAAAGGGACAAACGAGUGGAAAACCAUCCUGGGGGGAGUUCUGUUCUUCCUUGGUCUCACUGGAGUCAUCCUCAUCUGGCAGAAGAACUUCAUGUACGGCCCCGUCCCGCACACCUUCACCGACGAGUGGGUGUCAGCUCAGACCAAGAGGAUGUUGGACAUGAGGGUGAACCCCGUGCAGGGCAUCACAGCCCAGUGGGAUUUUGACAAGAACGAAUGGAAGAAAUAAAGCAACUCAGUGGAACCUGCUCUGCUUGAAUAUGAGAUGAUUCCAUCACCCGUGUGUGACCUCGUUGCUUGUUGUACUGGAACACCCUCUCCACCUCCAGAAAUGCUAAUAAAUGUCUGGUUAACUUGA
Taeniopygia guttata (zebra finch) is the source of this 676-nucleotide messenger RNA. RefSeq names its product cytochrome c oxidase subunit 4I1 (gene COX4I1). The record is from RefSeq and is marked provisional. Gene Ontology annotation, cellular component: respiratory chain complex IV. Lineage: Eukaryota; Metazoa; Chordata; Aves; Passeriformes; Estrildidae. Gene Ontology annotation, biological process: mitochondrial electron transport, cytochrome c to oxygen.